UAUGUAUUGCGGUUUAAAUAACUUGGGUAACACAUGUUACAUGAAUUCUCUCCUUCAAACUCUCUUUAUGACUCGUCAAUUUAGAGAAGCUCUUUUUAAGUGGAAAUAUGAUGAAACAAAGCAUCCAAAAAGAGAAGAUUGCAUCCCAUAUCAAUUAUAGUAUCUUUUCACCAAGAUGCAAGAAGGCUAUGAGAAUAGAGCUACAGAUGCAAGAGGUUUAGUGAGAUCAUUUUAAUGGGAUCCAUAAGAAUCAUUUGCAUAACAUGAUGUUUAAGAAUUUUGCAGAGUACUUUUUGAUGCAAUUUAAUAAUCUGAUGAUUAAGAUUUCAUCACACGAUUAUAUCAAUCUCAUUCAUAAUCCUAUGUGCAAUGUCUUAAGUGUUAAUAGGAGAGUGUAUCGAAUGAAGUUUUCUUGGAUCUUUCACUUACUGUAAAAAGUGAUUUUUUAAAUGUUUACAAUGAAUCUUUGGAAAGAGCAUUAUACUAUUAUAUAAAACCUGAGAAGUUGGAAGGUGAAAACAAAUAUUUCUGUUAACAUUGUAAUGAAAAAACAGAUGCUCUUAAAGGAUUUAGAUUGAAAGCAUUAUCAGAUAUUCUCACAAUUCAAUUAAAUCGUUUUGAGUUAGAUAUGAAUACAUUUGAGAGAAAGAAGGUUAAUGAUUAUGUUUCCUUCCCUUUUGUUUUAGAUAUGAACAAUUUUCUUAAACCUUAUGAUUAAAUUGUUAUUGAAGAUCAUCCAGAUUUAUUAGAAGAGAGAGAGAAAUUAAAGUUAUAAUAUGAAUAAGAGAAAUUAUAAGGUUGUUUUAGUGAUCCUUUAAGAAGAAAGAAUAGAAAACCCUCUCCAGAUGAAAGAGUUUCAAAAGUUCAUUUUAAUGAUACUCCAUAAAUAGUAUAACCAGAUGAUAAAUUGCAAUUCAAAAAGUAAUUAUUAGAAGCUCAUUAAGAAUUCUAAUAAAAAUUUUAAAGUUUAAAAUCAACUAAUACAUCUUAAACUUAAUUUACAUCUUAGACUAUACCAAAUAAUCCUAAUCUAAUUUUAACAGCUGAUGAAGCAUAUGAUUUUGAUAAUGAUAUUUUAUUUGGAGGCAAUUUAGAUAAUUUAGGUGAUUUAGGAGAAGGUACUACUGCUAAUACAGUUAAAACUAUUAAAGAAGUAUAAGGAAGUGCAAAAACUUAGAAUUAUGAUGAAAAAGAAAUUUAAGAAAGAAUUGAAAAUGAAUCUCAUAAUUUAUCAAUUAAAUAAAAAAUCUAAGAAUUAUUAUAAAAUGGACCAAAUGUUUAUGAAUUAUAUUCAGUUAUGAUUCAUUCAGGAGGAGCAUUAGGAGGACAUUAUUAUGCAUAUAUAAAAUCUUUUGAAAAUGGAGAUUGGUAUUGUUUUAAUGAUUCUACAGUUUCAAGAAUAUCUUGGAAAACAAUAUUAACUAUGUUUGGAGAUAAAUAUCCAAAAUAUAAUAUGGGAAGUAGUGCUUAUUUUUUAAUGUAUAGAAGAGCUGGUGAAGAACUAAGCACUUAAAAGCCAACAAUUUAAGAACAUUUAAAAGAAGCAAUAGUUAAAGAAUUAUAAGAAUAGAAAGAAAGAGAGGAGAAGUGGGAAAGAGAAAAGAAAGAAAGAGAAAUGGAAUUAAAAAUUAGAUGUUUUUAUAAAAAUAAUGAUGCUGUUAUAAAAACUAGAAAAGAUACUCUUUUGAAAGAUUUCAAAUUAUAAGUCAGAUAAGAAUUGAAUGUAUAAGAAGAUGAGGAGAAUACAAGAAUAAGAUUUUAUAAUCAUAUGGAUAACAUUCCAUAAGAUACAUUUACAAAUAAAGAGAAUGAAACAUUGUAAAGUUUAUAUUUUAAUGAUUUUAAAUCUGUUCUUUUAGAAACAAAAGCACCACAUGAAAAAUUUGAAGAUUAUGAUCCUCAUUUAAUGUUGAUAAAAUUAUGUGUUUGGAGGAAUGAUAUUGAAUCAUUAGAUGAAUCAGAAUUGAAACCUCUUAAAAUAUUUAUUCGAGAUGAUAAAACUGUUGAAUAAUUUAUGGAUACAAUUACUUAAAGAUUAGGAGUACCUAAAGAUAAAUAAAUAAUCUUAUAAAAGAAUUGGAUAAAUGGAGCAACAAAUUAUUCUAUUAGAAUGAACUAAUAACAUUAAUUAGAUUUUACACUUUAUGAUCUUAGAAUUGGAAGAAAUGUAACAUUAUAUUUAGAAGAAAAAUAAGAUGAUAUUGAUCUACCAUUAAAUUGGGAUUAAAAAUUUGAAUGUGAAAAACAUAAAUGUAGAGUCACUUUUAAUGAUCCUAGAAAAUAAUUAUUACCAUUAGAAUCUCCUGAUUAUUGUUUUGAAUUAUAAAUUGAUAAUAGAAAAACUAUGUAAGAAUUAAAAGAAAGAAUGAGUGAUUUCUUAGGUAUAGAUAUUGAUUCAUUCAUUGUUAAAAAGAGUAAUAGAUAUGGUGAAGAAAUUAAAGAUUUAACUACUACAAUAAAGAACAAUUAAGCUAUUGGUAGAGCAGCUUUUUGUUUAAUGAUGGGUAAGCCAUCAACUAAAGGAAUAUACAAAAUUAAAGUAGGAAUGGGAGGACUUUCACCAAAAUAUUCUGAUACUAUUGAAUUUGAAUAUUAAGAUUUAUUUGAUAUGGAAAUCAAUUCUGAAUGGUAUGUAAAAGAACUUAAGGAAAAAUUGUGUUAAAAGUUGGAAGAAUUAAAAUAAAUUACAUUGUAACCAAAUCUUAUAAGAUUGAGAUAUAAAUUAAAUACAAAACUUAGUCAAGUUUAUCAUGAUGAUUAAUUAUUAAAAAAUUUAAGGCUAUUUGAUAAUCAAACAAUUAUUAUUGAAAAAUUAGAAAAACAAGAUGAAAUCAAAGAAAAUUAAUUAUUGGGAUAUGUGAGAUUUUAUAAUCCAAAAGAUUUUACUCUUUCAUUUCCUCCAAAAGAGAUCUUUCUUAAUAGUACAGACACAAUGCAUGAUGUAUCCAUUGUUAUAUCAAAUUAAUUUAACAUAAAUUAAGAUGCUAUCGAAGCUAUUAAAAUAAAUAAUAUAUUCAGUUUUACAAUUACUGAUUUAGUAACUGCAAGUUUUGAUUGGUAAUUGCUUAAAUUCAAUUAAAAUACAGUUAGCAAAGGUCCAUGGUUCCUAUUAAAGGAUUCUUACUUCAUUAUGUAUUAUUAUAUCUCUAUUAUUUUAGUGUUCGGGAUGCAAGAGAAGUUCCAAAAGAUAUGACUGAAUUAAGAUAAAAAGUAGAUGAGAUUCUAGCCAAAUCUUCUGAUCCUUCUAAAAUAUAAUAAAAAAUACCUGUAUAAUCAACCAAACCAAAAGAAAAAGCAUUAAAAAUUACAGUUGUUAAGUAUUAAAAUUAUUUAUUAUUAUAGAAAAUAAGAUGAAUAAUUAAAAUAAGAAGAAUUAUAAAAAUAAUAAGAUGAAUUAUAAAAAUAAGAAGAAUUAUAAAAAUAAUAAGAUGAAUAAUAAGAUAAGGUGGAAUAGUUAGAUAAUUAAGGUAGUAUAUAAUAAAAUAUAAAUGAAAUAUCCCAAACUGAAAAAUAAGAUUGA
Molecule: messenger RNA, 3520 nt
Organism: Paramecium pentaurelia
Lineage: Eukaryota; Ciliophora; Oligohymenophorea; Peniculida; Parameciidae
Source: the annotation of a GenBank genome assembly